UGCCGCAGUCAGUUCGCUAGAUCCAGCGGGAAUGGAAAAUGGAGGACUGACCGAAGAGCGAGGGCAUAUUAUCGGUAUUUCGAGCGUGUAGAUCCUUGUACCAAGACCGAUGAUUACUGGUGCACAGGCUUUGUUUUGUUUGAAAAACAACCGUUUCUCACCUACUGCUGAACCACAGUAGUGAUUGACUCCAUCAUCAAUGGAGAAGAAUGAGAGCCCUGAGCUCUCUCUAGCUCCUGAACCAGAGCAGAGCCAGGACCCUUUGGAUACCUGCUCUCAAGGGUUUGGAGACGGGGCGGGAGAGCAGAUUCCAACAGAAAGCGAGGAUGUGGCCAAAGAGACGUUAGAGGAGCCUGAUGACAAAUCCCCCAAGGCCAACAGUGAAGUGAAGAAGACUUGGUGUUUCCGACGGUCUACUGUCGCAAAGCGAGAGAUGCCGGUGGAGGCGGCAGCCGACGGCAAUGACAGCCGCGGUCCUGUACGCCGGAGCGGCAGGCAGCCGAAGCGCACCGACAAACUGGAGGAGUUCCUCUCGACUGCCAAAAGAGGGCUAAGGAGGAGCGCCCCUCCCAGUCUGGAAAGCGGCGAUCCUCCUUCCCAGACCCCAACGGAUGCAGAGACCGCCUCAGAGGCCAGCUUUGACGGUAACGCCGACGCCAGGGCCUCGGAGGACACGGUGGAGUCCCCAGAGAGGAGGACGAGAAGCAGCACGAGGAAAGAGCUCCAAAGGAGAAGUCGAGGCGGCCGACGGACCCGAGGAGGAGGAGGCGGCCGAGGAGGCGGCGGAGUGGAAGUCAAAAAUGAGGGGAGCUCUGAGAACGAGGAGGACGGCACAGAUGCUGCUAAGAAAGACCAGUUGGCGGAUAAAGAUGUGGAGAAAAAAGACAAAGAGGGUUCUCCCAGUCCGGAAGAUUUAGGGAGCGCCAAGACAGAACAGCCUCAGCCGGAACGGGACUCUGAAGGCAAAGGGGAUGUGGAGAAGAAGGAACACGCAGAGGAAAAUGACAAAGAGGAAACCGGGGAGUCUGACGAUGAGACGGACGAGGAGGGCACAGACAAGCCCAACGCAGUGUUGGUGAAACGUGGACCGAUAAGAACCUACGUCAAUAAAAAGAAGGUCGCCAAUAAGAGCGCGCCAACCGUUAAAGGCGCUCCCGCUGCUACCGCCGCCGCUAACGCCGCCACUGCGACCGCCAUCGCCAUCGCCGCUGCGACUACAAACAAAGUCACUAUUCUGGUCAAGAGAGAAGUCAUGCCUAAAGCGACCCCCCCGGCUCCUGUGUUGGCACAGAAGCCUCCGACGCGAGAGGACAACGACGAUGAGAACGACGAUGAGAACGACUCCUCGACGUCUUCGUCUUCCUCCUCCUCCUCCUCGUCUAUGGAUUCGGACGAGGGAGAUUACGACCCCAACGCCCUUUACUGCAUCUGUCGCCAGAAACACAACAAAAGGUUCAUGAUCUGCUGCGACCGCUGCGAGGAGUGGUUUCACGGAGACUGCGUGGGCAUCACCGAGGCUCGCGGGCGCCUGAUGGAGAGAAAUGGCGAAGACUACGUCUGCCCGAAUUGCACCGCCAAGAAGAACCAGGUGGUCAGACCCGCCACGGCCAUCCUAUCGACGAGUACGGACGUCGGGAAGCUCAAAGCGGCGACUUCGGCGCUCUCUUUUUACGCCGGGACCUCUGCGGAGAAAACCAACGCCGGCGGGGGAGACGCCGGUCUGUCGGCGUUCCAGGCUGCGUUGGCGCCUCCGUCCUCCGCCGCCGGAGCUGAAGAGAAGGGAGCGGAGGACAUGGGCAUCAAGGGCCGGAUAGAGAAAGCUACGAAUCCAACUGGGAAAAAGAAGAUCAAGAUCUUUCAGCCGCAGGCCCUCCAGCAGCCGGCCCAACCAAAGGCAGACCAGAAAGCGGCUCCGACCGUCGACAAGACGGCCGCCCCGACGGAGCCGAAAGCGCCGCCGGACACGGAGGAGAAAGUGGCGUCGAACGUGGAGGUGAAGACGACGCCGCCGCCGCCGUCGGAGGUGCCGAAGGAGAAGGCCGGCGAGGACUCGUCCCUCCCCAAGUGCAUCGGGCCCGGCUGCGAGAACAACGCCCAGCCGGACUCCGUCUACUGUGGCAACGGCUGCAUCCUGAGGCACGCCGCCGCGGCCAUGAAGUCCAUCACGGACGUCAAAGAGCCCACGCAGAUGGCUCGGAGAACCAGGUCCGCGCCAAAGAGGAGCGUCACUGGUGGGAGGAAGAAGAAAGCCCAGCAGGAGUCUGACAGCGAGGAAGACCACAGUGCUGAUCCUGAUGAUGAUGAUGAGGAGGAGGAUGACGACGAGGAUGACGAUGACUACGAAGAUGAGAAUGCCGUGGAACAGCCGCCCCCGCCGGCCACCGCGUCCUGGUCCAGCGACCAUAAUUACAUUGCAGUAACACCAGAAAAGACUACACCCAUAUCACCAACAGUGUUAAACAAAAAGUCCCCCCAGAAAGAAGAGAAGCCGAGCGAGAAGGACCAGAAGGAGAAGGACCCGGUCCCGGCUCCUGAGAUUCCUCCGCCGGCGUCCGCACCGCCGGUCAAAGGAAACAAGAAGUCCCCGGCCACUAGAGCGGCCAAGGUCACCCCGAAGGGCAAGAAGCCUUCCCCGUCAAUCGCCACCACCAAGGGGUCCAGGAAACCCGCGGCGCCCCCGAGUAGAACCGCGGCAAAGUCCAAGAAACAAGGCCAGGUGCCGGCCCACGCCCCGUCUCGCCCCCCCGGCGGUCCGAUCCACGCCACGGGAGCGCUGAGAGUCACCAAGUCCAACUUCACCAUUCCCAAGAAGGCGCCGCAGCACAAGGAGGUUCCUUCCCCGGGCAAGUCCUCCUCCUCCUCCUCCUCCUCCAGAGUCCCGUCCACUCCCUCCAGCCACUCGUCGGCCUCCAGGGCGGCACAUCCGGCGCCAUCGGCGGCCGUGGCGGCCCUGGCGCUGCCGCCCAACAACCAGAUGAGGACAAACAUCCGCCGCUCGCUGACGGACAUCAUCUACAAGAGGGUGAACGACAGCGACGAUCUGAAGAAGACUGAGAACGAGGUGACGAGGCUGUCCGUCGCCAUCGAGAAGGAAAUGUUCAACCUCUGUCUUAACACCGACAGCCGCUACAAGAACAAGUACAGGUCCCUCAUGUUCAACCUGAAGGACCCCAAGAACAAAGGCUUGUUCUACAGGGUGGUGGGUGGCGAGGUGAGCCCCUUCAGACUCGUGAGACUCAGUGCGGAGGAGCUGCUUUCCAAAGAGAUAUCCGAGUGGAAGAAGCCAGACGGCGCGGAGGCCCAGUCUCCCGGUGCGAGGGGGCAUUCCAAGUCGGGCAGCAGGCACGACACCAGCUCCCACGGCCUGGAUAUGGAGGACGCUCCGCCAACGUCCGAUACAGAUGUAUGUAUCUCUGCCACCGCUUCUUCUUCUACUUCCUCUCGCAUGGCUUCUGCUGCAGACCAGGAUGAGUCCUGCGUCCCUCCUUCAGCGUCGGCUCAGCCCUCGGCUGCGGAGGGGAACAGCGGCAUGCUGGAUAUUUACGGUACCAUGCUCAAAGACACCACCUCUCAACACAGGACUCACCUAUUUGACCUCAACUGUAAAAUAUGCACAGGUCAGAAGUCCGAAGACGAGCCGGCGGCUAAGAAAGCCAAACUGAACAAGAAGCCUGAACCUCGGCCUGCCAGACCGGAGCAGCAUUUGUCAAAGUCGGGGGAUGUCUCCCCCGCCGGCUACGCGCCGGCCCCCACGGCUCACCAGCACCAAGACCCCUCCGCCUACCCGAUCCCCCCGUCCUACCCGACUAACAUGGAGCCGGCGGUCCCAGAAUCGCUGCAGCAGCAGCAGCUGGACCUCAGUUUGCUGGCGCCGCUGGCCCAGGCCCCCGCGCCCAUCAUCAACCCCACCGUGUCCUCCGUCAGCAUCACCCGCAGAGACCCACGCAUGGCGAGGCACAGCGCCGCUGUGACGGUCACCUACCCGCCUCCGGAGAAACCCAUCAACAACUCCGCAGAGCCCCUCCCAGCUCCCAUCGGCGCCCUGGUGGACGUGGCACCCAAGGCGCCGCUGCCAAUGCCCCCGGCUCCACCGUCUGCGGCCAAAACAAGUUCAUCCGUGCCGCCUCCUGAUGGUGAGACGGCAAUCUUCCUCCACGGCCAAGAGAAGAUUUGGAAAGGGUUAAUCCACAUGCCGUCUGUGGCCAAGUUUGUGACCAAGGCGUACCUGGUGUCGGGAUCCUUCGAGCACCUGAAGGAGGAUUUGCCGGACAUCAUUCAUGUCGGAGGACGGAUAUUGCCGAGCAUGGUGUGGGAUUACGUCGGGAAACUCAAAACAUCGCUCUCAAAGGAGCUGUGUCUGAUCCGUUUCCACCCAGCCACGGAGGAGGAGGAGGCGGCGUAUGUCUCUCUGUUCUCGUACUUUAGCAGCAGGAGACGCUUUGGUGUGGUGGCGAACAACAACCGUCGCAUCAAAGACCUCUACCUCAUCCCGCUGAGCUCCAGGGACCCCUUACCCUCCAAACUCUUACCGUUUGAUGGGCCAGGGCUUGAACCAGCUCGUCCAAACCUCCUCUUGGGGCUGCUGAUCUGCCAGAAGGACAGAAAGCGAGCCGCUGCUCCAUUGGAAGCUGAGGAGAAACGCUUCAAGAUGCAGACCAAAGACGCCGAUGACACUGGCCUUCCAAAGCCUUCUCCUCUGGUCAGAACCGAAAGAAGCUCACGGCAGAUUCACGAAAUCCCCUUCAGCACAACUCCUUCAGGGUCACCUCCACUCACCACCUCCGAGACCUCAAGCAGCAGCGUGGCCACCUCCUCCGUCUACUCUUUUCUGUCCUCUAUCAAAGCUACAAGCGCCACCGCCGGCCGGGACUCCCCGUCCUCAUCCAGCUCUAUUGCUUCCUCUGCAGCGACCACUACUCCUCUACAGACCAUUCUCAAAACUCUUUUCGGGAAGAAAAAGCAAGACUCUGAAGCGUCCAACUCUCCGUCUGAUCCGGUUGGUGAACUCUCGGUCCAGGCCUCGACAAUGUUGGACCCUAUUGUGCAGCAGUUUGCGCACAUUUCUAAAGAGAAACAAGUGCAGGAGGACGAAGAUGACCGGCCGUACGAUCCAGAAGAGGAGUAUGACCCCGGUAGUGGCUACAAUUUGCCGAAGAAGCCCGUUGAGGUCGUAAGCAAGCCUGACGCCUCGAAACAGUCCGAUACAAAUGAAGUUGACGAUGUGGCGUACGACCCAGAGGAUGACUCGAUAUUUGAAGAUGUGAAACCGGUCGUACCGAGUCAAUUUCCGGUUGCAACUGAAUUGCUAACUGAUUCCCAAAAAAUCUUAGAAAGCCUUAAACAGAUCGGGGAACAGGCGUUCCUGAAAAAGGUGGAACAGCCGACGUCUUCUACAGGGACACCUAGUGCCUCGUUGACACUCCCCGACGCACUCUUAACUCAAACUACCCAAUCUCUUUUGGCCAAUACUCAGCUCAUGCAGCUUGGCAAAAAGGUUGAGGAACUAGUGAAAGCUUCAUCGAUUUCUCCCUUGAUCAACCAGAAGAGAGAUCCCCGACAGAGCCGGGACCCUCGACAGGCGUCGUCCGGCAAGAAAUCGACCGACGUCCCUGAGGAUCAAGAGGAGACGUCUGCUCUGUCUGUGGAUUCGACUCUUUUCUCACAAGCUGUGGUCCAAGAACCUCCGGUGUCCAAUGUAGCCGAACUCCCGGACUCCUCUCAAGGCCCCGAUACAUCGCUGCCUCGUGAGGAGGUGAAAAGUGAGACGCUACCCUUCAUGCAGUCGAGUGAUGCGGAGGUCGCAAUUCCAUUAUUGGGAGAGGACGUAGACCCCGAUAUGGAGGUCAACUACAUGGAUGAGCCGGAAGUUAAAACUGUGGAAGCUGAGCCGAUCAAGGCAGAAACCGAAUUGGACAUGUAUAGUAUUUGGCCAAACGCUGCAAGUAUUUUAAAAGCUAAUGAGGACUCCGAUUAUGAGGAGAAUAGCCAAGAUGCAUCCAACGCUAGUUAUUAUGACGAGCCCACCUCCACAAUACCUUUGACGAUCCCAGUUCUCACUCAAAGCACAACGAUGGUUGACCCUUCCAAAUCGCUUGAGCCUUAUCACAUGCCGCGUCACAUGUCGGGCUACGACGGCGAGUAUCGACCUCCAGCUGACCUUCCCCAAAUAUCCAACUUCCCCCAUCCGAUGCAAGGACAAAACCUGACGGUAAGGCCUCCGAUGUCUAUGCCUCCACCCAUGCAAGGUCUUCCUCCAAUGUCGGGCCCCCCUUCUAUGCAGAGACCCCCUCCAUCCAUGCAUGUUUCUCCCCUUGUGCGUGGUCCUCUCCCCAUGCAGGUUGACAACAGCCAGCAAUAUGGUCUUCCUCCGACUGCAUACCACCCUCCCUAUCAGAACCAGUGGCCAGGCUCCCAACCACCGCAGCAGCAGCAGCAGCAGCCGCAGCAGCAGCAGCCGCAGCAGCAGCCGCAGCAGCAGCAGCCUCUUUCUGGACCCCCACUCCAGAAUAUCAUGCCACUGAGAGGACCCCCACCAUUCCCUCCAACGGCACAGAGAGGUCUUGCUCCUCAAAUGUUUAAUUCCUCCAUUCCCCCACAGCACAUUGGACAGCAAGGCCUCCCUCCCGGCCUUCCCCCACGUCCUUCUUUUGAUGGACAGAACAGUUUACCCCCACCACGGUUCGCUGGUCCUCCACCACCCUUUAAUUUCCCUGCAAACAGAGGUCCUCCUCCACCUUUCACUGGGCCACCUCCCAGUCACUUUGAAAACAGACUCCCUCCUCCGUCCCACUUCCCAGGGCCCAGGGGUCCCCCACCAUCUCAGUAUAGGGACCAUGGGGCUCAACCCCCGAUUGUGGACCCACCGAGAGGCCCUGCAGAGCACUACAACAGAGACCAUCCUAACUCUUUCAAACUAAGUGUGGACCAGAACCCAAACCCUCUCCAUAUGUUUAAAGACAAUCAUGGUCCCCUGCCAGGUCCAGCAUACCGAGGACCUCCACCUAACCAGUACGAGGACAGAAGAGGCCCACCUUCCAGCAGCGAGAUGAGCGGACAGCACUUCAAUCCACAUAACCAGUACGAAAGCCCCAGACCGCUCUCCUCACCACCACAUCGAGGAUCGUUUGAUGAGCACCGCGGUCUUCUCCUUCAGGAGAAUAGACCCCACCCGUCUCAGAGUUUUGGAGGAUCGGAGCGGUACCGCUUAGAUAGGCACUCUGAUGAGGCUAGACCUGUUCGCCACCCUGAUGAGGCGAGACCUAUUCGCCAACCUGAUGAGGCGAGACCUGUUCGUCAACCUGAUGAGGCGAGACCUAUUCGCCAACCUGAUGAGGCGAGACCUGUUCGCCAACCUGAUGAGGCGAGACCUGUUCGCCAACCUGAUGAGGCGAGACCUGUUCGCCAACCUGAUGAGGCGAGACCUGUUCGCCAACCUGAUGAGGCGAGACCUGUUCGCCACAGUGGGCCUCUACUGCCAACUCCUCCAGACACUCCCCAUGGUCCGCCAAGUCGCCUGGGAACCCACAGUCCUGAUAUGCCACGGGACGACCCCUGGCGCCACCACUCUCCCGAAAUGAUGCGAAGGAGCAGCAUCACCCGAGAGGAAUCAGACCCACGCAUCGGAGAUCGCUUCAGUUUCUUUGAAGGAGUGCACAGAGAACUUGCUCCUGGUCCUUCCCAAACCGCUGAAGAGAGACUGAGGGAGCUGUCUGAGGACUGCCGGAGUGAAAGAGAGCGGGAAGUCCCCCACGAAGGAAGGCCACCAUGGGACAGAGGACAGGGCAAGCGGUGGAGCAGGGAGCGAGAGUGGGAUCGAGCCAGAGAAAGGGACCGCGAUCCGGAGCGUGUCCGAGAAAGAGACCGCGAUCCGGAGCACAGCAGAGAAAGAGACCGCGAUCCAGAGCGUCCUCGAGAAAGAGACCGGGAACCGGAGCGUCCUCGGGAAAGAGACCGCGAUCCUGAGCGUCCAAGAGAAAGAGACCGCGAUCCGGAGCGUCCUCGAGAAAGAGUCCCCGAUCCGGAGCGUCUUCGUGAAAGAGUCCCCGAUCCGGAGCGUCCUCGUGAAAGAGUCCCCGAUCCGGAGCGUCUUCGUGAAAGAGUCCCCGAUUCGGAGCGUCCUCGUGAAAGAGUCCCCGAUCCGGAGCGUCUUCGUGAAAGAGUACCCGAUCCGGAGUGUCCUCGAGAAAGAGUCCCCGAUCCGGAGCGUCCUCGAGAAAGAGUCCCCGAUCCGGAGCGUCUUCGUGAAAGAGUCCCCGAUCCGGAGCGUCCUCGAGAAAGAGUCCCCGAUCCGGAGCGUCCUCGUGAAAGAGUCCCCGAUCCGGAGCGUCCUCGUGAAAGAGUUCCCGAUCCGGAACGUCCUCGUGAAAGAGUACCCGAUUCGGAGCGUCCUCGUGAAAGAGUCCCCGAUGCGGAACGUCCUCGAGAAAGAGUUCGAGAUCCGGACCGCACCCGAGAAAGAGACCACGAUUCGGAGCGUAGCCGGGAGAGAGACCGCGAUCUUGUGCGCGGCCGAGAAAAAGACCGCGAUCCGGACCGCACCCGAGAUAAAGAUCCAGAUCCGGAGCGCACUCGAGAUAAAGAUCCAGAUCCGGAGCGCACUCGAGAUAAAGAUCCAGAUCCGGAGCGCACUCGAGAUAGAGUCCCCGAUCCGGAGCGCGCCCGAGAGAAAGAUCGCGAACCCGAGCGCGCCCGAGAGAAAGAUCGCGAACCCGAGCGCGCCCGAGAGAAAGAUCGCGAACCCGAGCGCGCCCGAGAGAAAGAUCGCGAUCCGGAGCGCGUCCGAGAGAAAGAUCGCGAUCCGGAGCGCGUCCGAGAGAAAGAUCGCGAUCCGGAGCGCGUCCGAGAGAAAGAUCGCGAACCCGAGCGCGCCCGAGAGAAAGAUCGCGAACCCGAGCGCGCCCGAGAGAAAGAUCGCGAACCCGAGCGCGCCCGAGAGAAAGAUCGCGAUCCGGAGCACGUCCGAGAGAAAGACCGCAGCAGAGCGAAGGAGGGCGAGAGGCACAGGGAGACGGAGGGAGAGCGACACAAGGAUCAAGACACCGAUAAGAGGAGGGACCGCGAGAAGGACCGACCCAGGGAUUCUGACAGGAGGGAUUCUGACCGCGACAAAGGGAGAAACCGGGAUCGAGAACGCGAACGGGAUCGAGACCGGAGACGGGACAGAUCUCGAAGCCGGGACCGGGACCGCGGGAAAGACAGGGGCAAAGACAGGGAGAAAGAUAGAGACAAGGACAGGGACAAGGACAGGGACAGGGAUCGUCGGGACAGGAGCAGAACUAGAGAAAAGAAAGAGGAGAAAAAAGACAGUAAAACUGAUACAACCAAGAAGGGCGAGAAACCUGCAGAAAAUGAGAAGAACGCGUCCUAGUGCCGGUUUUAUUGACACUACGCGGUGGUUUUGAGACGCGGUUGAGAUCCAGUUGUCUCACUGUAAAUGGAGAUGAGCAGUAUUUCGUUAUUUCCACAUUUGUGUUAGUGCUAGAAGAAAAAAACGGUUUGACACGGUUUGUAUUUUUUUUUUGUCGCUUAAAGGUUUCUAACUUUGUUUUAUCACAUUUGAAAAAUGAAAACGAGCGCCGUCGAAGUUGCUCGUCGACAAGAUGUAGGUCACUGAAUCCUAUGACUUGUGUACCUUUCUCCUGUACAAGCAGGUUUUUUUUAAAAAAGAAAAUUAUGUAACUGAGUAACACACUAUUUGCAAUAUGUAAAUAUGAAUGUAUUUGUGUAUAUACUGAUGUUUUUAAUCAUACUUUUCUAAGUAGAGAAAAUAAAAGCCAUAUAUCUGAGAUGGAUAAUGUGAAGGUUAAGGAAACACUGUUUACACACAACGUGUGUGUGUGUUUAUAUGUCCAGCAGCGUUGAACUUAAAGGCUCCGGCUAUCUACAGUAUACAUCCUCAUCUAUGGUUGUUCAUGACAUGUCCUGAUUUUCUUUGAGUGCGACCAAUUAAACCCGGUUUAUGAAAUGCG
Molecule: messenger RNA, 9968 nt
Organism: Pseudoliparis swirei
Lineage: Eukaryota; Metazoa; Chordata; Actinopteri; Perciformes; Liparidae
Product: death-inducer obliterator 1-like
Exons: 17
Coding region: 200-9367 (3055 amino acids)
Biological process (GO): apoptotic signaling pathway; DNA-templated transcription
Cellular component (GO): nucleus
Source: RefSeq, a predicted model, not a curated record